CAAAUGCAGAUAUGUCUGCAUUAAAUCUAAACAGCAUAAGCAUUGUGACAGCACAUACCUGAUGUUGGUUGAUUUCUCUGUGAAGUGACUUUCAGUAAUGACCUGAUUGAAUUACCGCUUGUGUCUGGUUCAGAUCAUACCCUGCCAUUUACUAGCUGCUAGGUCUUCAGCAGUACAGGUUUAUUCUUAAAUUAUUAAACUUUUCAGAAGUCAGUGAUACAGAAAUACUAUUUUGCAAGUAUCCCUAAUCUCAAAAUCCAAAAUUCAAAAUGCUCCAAAAUCUGAAACUUUUUGAUUGCUGACAUGACGCUGAAAGGAGAUACUCAUUGGAGCAUUUGGGUUUUGGGCUUUGGAGUAUAAUGCAAAUAUUCCAAAAUCCAAAGCACUUCUGGUCCCAAGCACUUCAGAGAAGAGGUGGUCAACCUGUAAUCUUUUUUCAACUGCGAAGUGAGAAUAAAAAAGAGACUUUGAAGCAGAGUCUCGCUCUGUCACCCAGGCACGAUCUCGGCUCACUGCAGUCUCCGCCUCCCAGGUUCAGUGAUUCUCCUGCCUUAGCUUUCCUGAGUAGCUAGGAUUACAAGUGCGCCAGUAUGCGGGGCUAAUUAUUUGUAUUUUUAGUAGAGAUGAGUUUUGCCAUGUUGUCCACACUGGUCUGGAACUCCUGGCCUCCCAAAAUUCUGUUAUAACAUGAGUCACUGCACCUGGCCAAAAGGAGACAUUUUAAUAAAUACAUUUAAACAAGAGUAUGGUUGGUUCCUGUUAAAUAAUUCUUAUGCAAGUUAUGUUUUUUUUUUUUUUUUUUAAUUUAAGAAAUGGGGUCUUGCUGUCACUCAGGCUGGAGUACAGUGGCGCCAUCAUAGCUCACUGUAUACUCACACUCCUGGGCACAAGCAGUCCUCCCACCUCAGCCUCCUGAGUAGCUGGGGUUACAAGCAUGAGCCACCAUACUCAGCUAAGGUCCUUUCCUUUUAUUAUAACUAUUAUGUAAAUAAAAAUGGUGUCAAGCAAUCUUAUUAUUGCUUCUAAACUGACGGGGAGCACCUAAUUGUAAGAGUAAUGAAGAGCUAUAUUAAGAGUUAUAAUGAAAGUUGGAGGUAAAGUGUGUACCCUGGCUUUGACAAUCAGUGUCAAGAUCAUGUUUUCAACCCGUAUUGCACACCCAGGGCUUAGAAGUUCUGAUUGAAUUUGUAGGCAAAACUGUAUUGUUUGGAGAGUUCCUCAAGUGGUUAUAAUGUGCAUCCUGGAUCAAGAACUAUCCUACUACCCUAGUUUGGGUAGAGACAUCUCGGAAGAAGCUAGGAUUGGCAAGAAAGAUGGAGAUAACUGAAAAAAAAAAAAAGAUAACUGAAUCUUGACUCACUAGGGUAAAACCCAGAUUGGAAUUUCCUCUAAAUCUGUGUCUGGGACCUGGUUUGGGAGAGGACCUGAAACAGAACUUAAAGUUCCUGGCUGUUUUUGGUUUUAUGCUACUAGAAAAUGGUCUCUGACUAUACUUCAGGAAAAAACGCAUUGGACGGGAAUCCAACAAGGACAGUAAGGACAGUUUUUGGAGGCGGGGCUCAGGGACUAGGUACCAGGAGUAACAGGACAUGACUUCUCACUAUCCUAAAGAUGGAGCAUAAUGUCAAAGAAUUUGGGGCCAUGUUUUAAAAUUGCUGCAAAUUAUAUUCCUCCCACAUGCAAAAGUAACUUACCCUCAAGAUUCCUCCAAAAGUUUCAUCCCAUUACAGUAUCGGGCUCAGGCUUGAGGUCCAGGAUCUUAUCAGAUGAGGUUCUUCAGGUAUUGAGUCCUUUUAAUCUAUUUUUUUUUUUUUGAGACAGGGCCGUUGUCACCCAGGCUGGAGUGCAGUGGUGCCAUCUAAGCCCACUGCAGCCUCAACCUCCUGGAUUUAAGCCAUCCUCCCACCUCAGCCUCCCAAAUAGCUGGGACUACAGACAUGUGCCAACACACCCAGCUAAUGUUUUGUAUUUUUUGUAGAGACAGAAUUUCACUAUGUUGCCCAGGCUGAUCUUGGACUCCUGAGCUCAAGCAGUCUGCCUGCCUCGGCCUCUCAAAGUGCUAGGAUUACAGGUGUGAACCUCCACGCUCAGCCUCUAAACAUUUUUAAAGUCAAGUUACCUGCCAUCCACACUGAUCAUACAGUGGUGGGACAGAAAGGGAAUUGCAGUCAACAUUCCCAUUCAGAAAGGGAUGCUUCAGUCUACAGCAAUUCUGAAAUUCAACUGGGCACAUGGCCCCCUAUCUUAACUAAGGAUCAGUACAGCUUCCUAGAAAUGUGUCAUAGCUUUUGGCUCUGGGUUCUGUGUCAUCCUGUGAAUCAUCCUUUGUUUUUUGUUUUAAGUAAGAAAACUGAGUUUGAAGUGGAGUAGCCUUUCAGCCUGCUUCCUGCUCAUAAAAGGUGUGAGGUCCAGAGGACUCUUCAUUGUGUACUGUCUGUACCCCUUUAAGACUGAGCUGGUGGUGUCUCUACCAGAACAAUUCACAAAGCCUAAGAGGUAGGAGAUAUUCUUGGUAGCUAUUAAAGCAAAGCUUCCCCUCCUCAGCAUGUGACCCCAUAUUCCUUCCUGCCCAUCCAACCAAUAUCCUGGAGCAAAUAUUGAUAUCACUUUACUGGGGUAAUCACUUUACUGGCUGGCCUGCCAAGUAAAAGGAGAAGGAUUAUGUGGCAAAGGUGCUCCGGAUCUGCACUGCUGCGAAUCAGGAGAUCAUGUCUGGGAGUAGAUCCUGGCAGUGCUGGAUUACAGGCUGAAUACAAAGUUGGAUAAGCGAAAGUUCGUCAAAACUUAUGACAUAGGAUUCAACACCCUUGUAAGGGCUUCAAGAGAUGACUCUAAUCCACUGCUGUUACGGCUCUUGCAUACUUGGAAAAAGUAAUGGCCCAUAUUAAACAAAUGGGAUGUCAAGAUUGCUGUGACAGCUUGUAGAGGAAGAGAUUCAAGAGUUUCUGAGGGAGUAGACAUGUUCAAAUGGGUUUACUAUAUUAGGCUGGAAAACCUAUCUACCAGGUUCUUCAGAAGAGCCUGAAAGAUUCCAUUUAUCAAGGAAAUAACAAAUGAGUAAGGGCAAGCAUCACAGAGCUGGUAACUAGUGUCUCUGUAGGGUGGAGCUGAGGUGUGAAUGCGGUUGUAGAACUGGGCUCCCUUGUAGGAGCUGUAAUGGUAGGGUCCCAUAAUAGUAGAGGCUGUGCCAGUUUCACUUUGACCAGGCAGCGCUAACAGUAUGUCUUCACGGUCCCGCUUCAGGGCUGGUCAGCCUCUUUGUUACGCGCCAUAAUACAGAUCUUGAUUGUCCUGACGUUGCACACAGCAUCAUACUGGUCCACUACAUUGGUGAUGUUAUAUAAUUGGAUCUGAUGAACAGGAAGUAGCAAGUCCUUUAGAUGCCAAUUUUUUGAGAAAAAAAUUUAUUUGCUACUGGGCCCUGGUGGAGACUGAACACCUAACUUAGGACAAGUGACCACAGAACCUGAGCUUUCCGUCAUGAGCUGAUCCACCAAACCGUGAAGUUAGGCCUGCACAGCAGCACUGUAUCAUCAAGUAGAAAUGGGAUAGAUGACACUGAAUCUGAGUAGGUUUGGAAACCAUAAGUAAGUUGCACAUGCAGGUGGUUCAGAUUCCUUUGAGACCAACUCCUGCUGCGUUGCAUUCUUUCCCCAUCCACAUCCACGGUCCUAUGGGAGUUUCUCAUGAAUGAGGAGGAAGAGCUCAGGCUGAGCUGCAGGUGCUUCUGCAUGCUGUGAUGGCACCAACCUAAAGUAGACAGCUGCAGCAAUGCAGUCUGUCCCCGUGGUGGUCCUGAGGGACAGUGGUGAAGGAAAAACCCUCCCAGUGAGCAGAAUGUUGAGUUGUGCAUUUGGUCAUCCUCUGUGUCUGGAUGAAGGGACAUCCCGAAUACAAAUCUCCACUGUCUCAUGGGUGGUGGCUUACAGGCCAGCAAUUUGGCUGGAUGGUUGGUAACUUGGAAAGAAAAGAAUUGGAAGAUUUGUGAUAAGAUUGGGAGAAGAGGGAUGUGGAUGAAUAUCUCAGAAUGGUUACAGAGUGUGGAGAUUUUAAUCUCAUGUGAAUGGUCACCAAUGGCCACAUCCUAUAGAGGAGGUGGGCAAAGUGGCUUGUUCUGUGGGUGUCUUGUCAGCCUCUUUUCCCAGACAUGGAGUGCUUGCUCCAUGGGCCAUUGUACAAAGUACCUGGUGGCAGGAAUGGAGACUGUGCGUGGAUUCAGCAACAUAGAAGUUCCCUAGGCAAGGCUCAGCUUGCUUAACACUAGCGCUGGGUGCAGAAUCUGCUAUGAUGGUUUUGCAAGAGGGCCCUGAAUUUUUGUGAUGCCUCCCAUUGAGAAGGGACUGUUUAUGACUGCUUUCACUGACAGAGUAUGCUAGAAGUGAUGCUGCAUGGCUUGGAAGGCUAGGUCACAAAGGCCAUGCAGUUUCUGUUUAGCUCUCUUGGAAUGCUUGUUCUCCCUAGAGUCCCUUCUGGGUUCCUCUCUUUCUCAAAGCCUGGAGACAAGACUGUAGAGGCUCAAGCCACAUAAGGAGGCCAUGUGUAGGUGCUCUGGUCCACAGUCCCAGCUGAGCUCAGCCUUUGUGUUUUCCUGUUCCCGGGCACCAGAAUGUAGUAUCACACUGUUUGCAGUCAUUACCAUCAUCCUGGGAUGCCUAAAAAUCGGAUACUUCAUUGGAUUUUCAGAAUGUUUACCUGCCACUGAAGGAGUUUUCCCUGUCACCCAUGCAGUGCAUACUUUGUUGCAGGUAUAUUUUCUUUGGGGACAUGCAAAGGAUAUUAUCCAAUCUUUCAAAACACUGGAAAGGUUUGGGGUCAUCCACUCGGUGUUCACCAACCUGCUUUUGUGGGCCAACGGUGUCCUCAAUGAGUCAAAGCACCAACUCAAUGAGCACAAGGAACGGCUCAUUACUCUUGGCUUUGGGAACAUAACAACAGUUCUAGAUGACCACACACCACAGUGUAACUGCACGCCCCCAACUCUCUGCACUGCCAUCUCCCACGGGAUCUACUACCUCUACCCCUUCAACAUAGAGUAUCAGAUCCUGGCCUCCACAAUGCUCUACGUCCUAUGGAAGAACAUUGGGCGCAAAGUUGACAGCCAUCAGCACCAGAAGAUGCAGUUCAAGUCUGAUGGGGUCGCGGUGGGUGCAGCCCUGGGCCUGACUGCGCUGGCCGCCACCAUCGGGGUGGUGGUGGUGUACCUGAUUCAUAUUGGGCGCUCCAAGACCAAGAGCGAGUCGGCACUCAUCAUGUUCUACCUGUAUGCCAUCACCCUGCUGAUGCUGAUGGGGGCUGCGGGGCUGGCUGGAAUCUGGAUUUACAGGAUGGAUGAGAAAUCACUGGACGAGUCCAAAAAUCCGGCCCGCAAACUGGACUCAGACCUCUUGGUGGGCACUGCCUCGGGCUCCUGGCUUAUCUCCUGGGGUUCAAUCUUGGCCAUCCUCUGUGCAGAGAACCACCCCAGCUACACCUGGUACAACCUGCCUUACUCCAUCCUCGUGAUCCUGGAGAAAUACAUCCAGAACCUCUUCAUCAUCGAGUCCAUUCACCGAGAGCCUGAAAAACUCUCUGAGGACAUCCGAACCCUUCGGGUGGUCACCGUCUGCAAUGGCAACACCAUGCCCCUUGCUUCUUCCUGCCUCAAAAGUGGAGGCGUGGCUGAAGAUGUGGCUCCCCGGGGCAGGGACUUGCCACCAGCAGCCAACGGAAAUGUGCACAUGAGAGAAGGCUGUAGCAAGGAGGAUGAGAAGCGGGAGGAGAGCAGCUGGGGAGAGAGCCCAAGCCCAGCCCGCCUUCCCUGUUUCUUACAGGGCAACGCCAAGAGAAAAGUCUUGAGGAAUAUUGCAGCCUUCUUGUUCCUCUGCAAUAUUUCGCUUUGGAUACCUCCUGCCUUUGGCUGUCGACCCGAGUAUGACAACGGAUUGGAGGAGACUGUCUUUGGCUUUGAACCCUGGAUAAUUGUGGUCAACCUGGCCAUGCCGUUUUCUAUUUUCUACCGAAUGCACGCAGCUGCCUCCCUCUUUGAGGUCUAUUGUAAGAUAUAGUCUGGGUCCACAAGAGACCCAGGAGUGAGCUAACAAGAGAGUUCAUUGGAGCCACCUGGGAGUGGCCAGGUUGGACAAAUAUUUCCUGACAAAUAUGAGAAGGGCCGCCUUUUGUCUGCAAAGAUUGCGCUUCCUGUGGGCUGGAACUGCCCAUCACCCCUGAUGAUGUAAACACGUUAGAUCAAAAUCCACGAGGCGGCUGGAAGCUGUCCUUGGUUAGUCAAGUGCUAAUCAAGCCGAAAUUAUUCUAUUCCCUUCUAAAUGAUUUAGAAGGAUGUGAUUAUGGUUUGGGAAAGAAUCUAUCCAAUUUGUUUUCCAUAAAAAGCGUUUUCUGGGUGUCAUUUAUCACGUGACUCCAUACAACCUUUUCCUGACCACCUGCCUAGUAAUUUAUAUUUCAAAAUUUUAUCCUUCUCAAAGCUGAUGAAUUGGGACACCAUCACAGUGAGCUGAUGUUGUUUCUGCAUACGUUUAAUUUCUUGAAGUUACUUUUAUCAUCUGGAUAGAAAUUUGUGUACAGGCCAAUAUAAAAACACAUUUCUUACCUGAAAUGUUGGUACAUUUUGGUGAUCAUUUUGAAGUAUUUUUAAAAAAGAAAUUUCACUGUUCUCUCUUUCAGUGUAAAUACAUACAUGUUUAUUGUAAAAAAUUUGGAUAUUUCAGAAAAGUGAGAGAAAAAGUCACUCGAUUACUUUUUUUUUGAGACGGAGUUUUGCUCUGUCGCCAGGCUGGAGUGCAGUGGUGUGAUUUCGGCUUACUGCAACCUCCACCUCCCGGGUUCAAGCGAUUCUCCUGCCUCAGCCUCCUGAGUAGCUGGGACUACAGGCAUAUACCAACAUGCCCAGCUAAUUUUUGUAUUUUUAGUAGAGACAGGGUUUCACUAUGUUGGCCAGGAUGGUCUCGAUCUUCUGAACUCAUGAUCCCUUCCCACCUCAGUCUCCCAAAGUGCUGGAAUUACAGGCAUGAGCCUCCGUGCCUGGCCAACAAUUACUUUUAAUGUCUUGAUAUAUUUCUUCCAACCAUGUUGAUGUGAUUCUUUUUGUUGUCAUUAUGAUACCUUUGAAUGAUGAUGCAACGUGUUUGAUUUUGUAUUCAGUUAUUUUCCCACUUAACAAUAUGGCAUAAAGUUUGCCCCCAUAUUGUUAUAAGUUCUUUAUAAAUAUCAUUGUAAUGCUGUAAAAUAGUCUAUCAAGUGAAUGUACUUUAACUAUAUAGUUUCCUAUGGCUGGUUUUAGAGUGUCUAUAACUUUUUGCUUUUAUAAGUAGCUGUAAAAAUCAACCAUAUCUGUGAAGCAUUUCCUAUAUUUAGAAUUGCUUCUUUAAGAUACAGAAUUACAAUUAGGAUGCCUAAAGAUUAAGAUUAUAAAUAGUUCAAAGGUGUCUAAGGAAUAUUGACAUUUGGGAGGCCUUUGUAUAUGUUUU
Molecule: messenger RNA, 7466 nt
Organism: Callithrix jacchus (white-tufted-ear marmoset)
Lineage: Eukaryota; Metazoa; Chordata; Mammalia; Primates; Cebidae
Gene: OTOP1
Product: otopetrin 1
Biological process (GO): inner ear morphogenesis; proton transmembrane transport
Cellular component (GO): membrane
Molecular function (GO): proton channel activity
Source: RefSeq, a predicted model, not a curated record